Pocillopora damicornis (cauliflower coral) is the source of this 407-nucleotide messenger RNA. RefSeq names its product GFP-like fluorescent chromoprotein amFP486. The record is from RefSeq and is a predicted model, not a curated record. Gene Ontology annotation, biological process: bioluminescence; generation of precursor metabolites and energy. Lineage: Eukaryota; Metazoa; Cnidaria; Anthozoa; Scleractinia; Pocilloporidae.
UAUUUUUCAUGGCGUAAACUUUCCUGCAGACGGACCUGUCAUGAAAAAGGAGACAACUGGCUGGGACCCGUCCUUUGAGAAAAUGACUGUCUGUAAUGGCUCUCUGAAGGGUGACGUCGCUAUGUUCCUCCUACUCAAAAAUGGAGGCUAUCACAGAUGCCACUUCAAUACAACUUACAAAACAAAGGAGCCGGUCUCAUUACCACCCAACCAUUGUGUGGAACAUCGUAUUGUGAGAACUGACCUUGACAGGGAGGGCAACCUUGUCAAGCUUGAGGAAGAUGCUGCGGCACAUGUUAACCCAUUGCAAGAUCAUGGAAACGUGCUAAAAAUCAGAGUUUCUGACAAUACUUUAAAAGCAUUGUAACGCGAGUGAGAACAGAAGGAUAAUAAAGUACCAGUGAAAU